AUGGCACCCGUCACUCUCCCUCCCUCGUUCUACAAUUCCUUCUGGUCACCAGACUACAGAUCAGGUUUGGAGAAACUGUUCAGAGCAUUGGAACAAGGAUGUCUAGAGGAUGAUGAUGUAGAAGCAUUCAUCGAUUCCCAGAUCAAAUCCCACCUUAUCCUCUCCCAAUCCCUCCUUAAUCCACCUCUUCCCACCGUCUCCCCCGAAUCUUCUUCCUCGCUCCAACAUACGCUCCUUUCUCUCCGAGGCGCCUCAUCAGCCCGUGGAGAAGCUCAUCGCGCACUUGCUCAGGAGCUGGAGCAGAGGGUAUUGAGUGGGUUUAGGAAUUGGAAAGAACGACAUGAAGUGAGAGUCAAGGAGGCUAGAACGGAUAUGCUGGGAAAAGGUGGUGUGGUGGGAGUUUGGGAGAAGGAGAAUGGGAAGUUGGGUCAGCUUCACCAGACAUACGUGAACAAAUCCCGUGCUGCCGAUGAUAGCGAGGACGAUGCCAAAUUUGCCCCAGCAACAGCUCGUUCCCCUCCUCCAGACAACUAUACCUCUUCACCCAAAGUUCACCAUAGAAGCCCGAGCACCAACCUCCGUCGAACAGGAACAGUAGCUGACCGAAUUUCAGAGAAACUGCGAGCAGCUUCAGUCCAAAGCUCACCUCCAGGAAUACAAUCUAGUCCAUCUAAACACCGACCUGUCCUUUCGAUCGAUGGAAAGGAACUGCCACCCCCUCCCAGUCCUUUACGACCCGUCAUCAACAGUCCCGAUGGGAUCGUUAGCCCAACCAGUCCAACCAGAGAAGAACGAUUUGUUCCUCCGACCGAUCCGGAUGGCAAACCAUUCAUCCAUUCUUCUUCCGGUGGGCCACCAGUCCCAUCAAAGGCUGGUCCAUUUUCACCUUCCACCUCCAUCAACGCCAGGGAAGAACCAAUCCUAUUAUCAGGCUUAUCUCUGACCCCUCAAGCACUGAAAGACCUCUUACAGCGAUUUGAUGCCUACUUGUUGACAACCCUCGCACCAUACUCCGACGCCCCUUUCUCCCAAUCUAACAGAUCAAAUGCGGCUUUAGCAUCCAGACAGAGAAGUACCAUCUUAGGCACGUACGAAAAAACAUUUUCGGGUGAAGAGAUUGUAGAAUGGUUGAAAGAAAAUGUCGAAGGUCUCGGAGGCGAUUGGGAAAGAUGUGUGGAAGCUUCAAGUGAAUUAUACAAACUGGGUUACUUCUCAAGGAUUGGUGUAGGAAGAGGAUUUGAUUCUUCGGAAGAUACGUAUUUCGUGUUGAAAUCUCAACAACAGCAAUCUGGACAAUCUCAUCUUCCAGGUGGAAUAUCGAUUAAUCAAGCCAAUGAAGCUUUAGCUUCCAUCGGUAUCAAUACUCCCCUCUCACCUUCGACUGCAACCAACGCCCUUCCAGGUUUGCUCAAAUUUUAUUUACCCGCUUCUCUGGGCAAUUCAGAUGAGCCUCAACAUGUCAGAUUGAGGAAGGAGGCUAAUAAAGCUGAUGAUGCGUAUAAAGAAGGUAUAAGAACUGCUGAAGAGACAAGGUUGGAGAUGGAAGAAUCUAUAGAGAGGGGACUGAGAUUAUGGGAAAGAUGGGAAAGGGAGCGAUUGCUGGCUGUGAAGACAGUUUUGAAACAUUAUGACGAAGCUUUGGCCAAGUUGCCUCAGAAAUUGAGGGAAUUGCAACAAGGUACUACUCUAGGUGUCGAAGCGUUCAAUCCUGAAGCAGACAUCAAGGCCCUCAUCGAAGGUAAUCGGACCGGACCUUUCCGACCCCACCCCCACAUCUACGAAUCGCUUGAAACAGACAUCCCCGAUGUCAACUUUGGUAUCGACCUACGAAGGUGGUCAGGCGAACACGGAUGGAAAUCGCUCGUGUCUGCUCCUCCUCAACCCAAAGGUGCGAUACCUGAGGCUUUAGAAGCUUUGUUGAAGGCUUUGACGGAGAUGUACGAAGGUGUACCUGACGAUGAACGACGAAGAUCAUGGAUUUACGAAGUACCACUUAACGAAACACACAUGCUUAGAAAUGCUAUCAACAACCCUCAAAUUCCUGUUGAAGAUCUCAUCACUAUAAUCAAGAAAUUCAACUUGCCCAUCGCAGCUGGCGCCGUCAAACUUUACUUGUUGGAGCUUAAUCCACCUGUAUUAGGAUGGGAAGGUUGGGAAGAUGCGAAAGCCGUUUAUCCUGCUAUCGGAGCGGAUCAAGAGAGAGAUAUGACUAGUGCUGUUUCUUCUGUACUUGGUCGAUUACCUGGAUCACAGCUGUAUGUGCUGGAUGCAGUGAUUAAGCAUUUCAGGGAUCUGGUUGACAAUACCAAGAGCGCCGAAUCAAACGAAGUAUACGUAACCAAACUUGCCUUAUCAGUGGGAAGAACCGUUCUGAGACCUCAAUACGAAAACGACUUGACCAUUGGCGAUCGAACUCCAUCACUAUUCCUUGCCGAUCUCAUCAACCACUACUCCGCCUUGUUCCCCUCUUUGAUAGAGAAGAAGAAGAAAGAGGCUGAUCGAAUCAUGCCUGUACGCAAGAGAACGGCAUUAGUAGACCAAAGGAUCUCGAGAUCCUCGUUGAGCGGUGAAAAAGAUCCUCAACAUCUCUUGGAAAUACAACAUUGCUUACAACACCCACAGAGGGCUGCAUCACCCAGCCCGGUAGGUAAGAACGAUGCACCACCUCAUCUUGGUUCUGCACUGGGCUUCGGUCCACCUUUGGAAGACCUCAAGAAUGAUAGUCGCAAUUUCACCAGUGCCGAAAAAGGUAAAGAGAAAGAGCAAAAUGCUCGUGUAGUCUCUCCCACUCCUGCACCUGAGGCACCCGUAGCCCCUCCUGCAGAGAAAGAUGAAGAUCGACCACCAAUGUUCAAGGAACCUGAAUCUGAUUCACGCCCCACAACGCCAACUGAAGGUUUCGUGCCCCCACCUACAGCUUCCUAUCAACCUCAAAACUCCAAUACUCGAUCGUCUACUCCUACAGAACCAUUCAUACCUCCCACCUCAGCUACUGAGGGCAGAGCACCUACUCCACCUGUUGUGAAGGAUACAGCAGCUGAAGAUGGGGUGAUCGGAGGUGGAUCCAGCUCGGGGGGAUUGAAGAGAGCCACGUCGGGCGAAGCAUCUAGACUGAGAGGACCGCGAGGAGCGAGAGGGCCUCGACCUGCAGGAGGGAGAGUUCCCUCUCACACCGGUGGAGUCCCUAGUAUAUCAGCCAUAGUUACCUCUUACGCGGACGAUAGACCCGAAUCACCCAGUACGAACCCACCUGAAAGUGCGACCGGGUCUGGGUCAGCAAGGAGCAGAGAACCUAGUAGACCUAGUUCUCCGGCUGUUGGUACGCCCACUUCUGCUCAGGGAUCGAAUGAUGGUGGAGCGGGAUUGAAGAGAGCUAGUAGGACUAACUUCGGUCAUGGUACGAGGGGUAGUGUCAGUGCGAUGGCAGCUAGAUUCGAGAACAAGCAAUAG
Messenger RNA from Kwoniella mangroviensis CBS 8507, 3450 nucleotides. RefSeq lists its product as uncharacterized. Gene Ontology annotation, biological process: small GTPase-mediated signal transduction. Gene Ontology annotation, cellular component: plasma membrane; division septum; cytoplasm. The transcript has 13 exons. Gene Ontology annotation, molecular function: GTPase activator activity. Lineage: Eukaryota; Fungi; Basidiomycota; Tremellomycetes; Tremellales; Cryptococcaceae. The record is from RefSeq and is a predicted model, not a curated record. Bases 1 to 3450 code for a protein of 1149 amino acids.